Molecule: messenger RNA, 393 nt
Organism: Aspergillus neoniger CBS 115656
Lineage: Eukaryota; Fungi; Ascomycota; Eurotiomycetes; Eurotiales; Aspergillaceae
Exons: 3
Coding region: 1-393 (130 amino acids)
Source: RefSeq, a predicted model, not a curated record
AUGAGAACCACCACCACCACCACCACCAUCAUCGACGACGACGACAAUAACAACAACAACCUCAUCACUACCGCCAUCACCGUCACCGUCACCACCGUCAGUCACCAUCGACGACGACAACAACAACUACGUUACGACCUGGGUGAUCACCCAUAUCGAUUUGGACCCGCAGCAUCGGAGAGCCUUGCUGCUGCGAAGUGCAUCCCACUGUGGUUGCAAAACUACUCAGCAACGAGGCCAUUGCUGUGCCAGAGUGGUGCACUGGGCUGGGCUGGGCUCACGCUCGUCUCCUUGCCCCCCAGGCGGUCCUUGAUAACGCCGACAUUGCCAGAGGCGCUGACUACUGGCCCGGGCUCAGGCUUGGGCCAAUUCUGUGGUCAAGCGCCUCUGUAG